Messenger RNA from Camarhynchus parvulus, 1450 nucleotides. RefSeq names its product secretin receptor (gene SCTR). Gene Ontology annotation, molecular function: secretin receptor activity; peptide hormone binding; G protein-coupled peptide receptor activity. The transcript is spliced from 13 exons. Gene Ontology annotation, cellular component: plasma membrane. Gene Ontology annotation, biological process: brain development; adenylate cyclase-modulating G protein-coupled receptor signaling pathway; cell surface receptor signaling pathway. The record is from RefSeq and is a predicted model, not a curated record. NCBI's taxonomy places the organism in Eukaryota, Metazoa, Chordata, Aves, Passeriformes, Thraupidae. Bases 84 to 1433 code for a protein of 449 amino acids.
GCUAGGAGCCACGCUGGAGAGCAUACAAACAGCCUACUGACCUCUGAUGCAUGAGGCAUGAAGAAAAUAGACUGUGAUUGACUAUGUGGACCAUCUGGGCGAUCUUCUGGAUUUCAGCUGUCCCGAUCAAAGCUAUUCCACCUGUCUGUGACCUUCUGAGUGUCCUGAAAAGGGAGGAAGAAAAGUGUGUGGAGACUCUUUCCCUGGAGGCAAGGAACAGAACAACUGAAAAUGAUCUGCUCCUGAGCUCAGGCAGAUGUGCUGGAAUGUGGGACAACAUGAGCUGCUGGCCUUCAUCCACUGUGGGACAGACUGUCAAUGCUCACUGCCCUGAAUUCUUUCAGAUGCUGACUGGGAAAAAAGGUUUUGUGUACCGAAACUGUACGAGUGAGGGCUGGUCAGAGCCGUACCCGAGACCUGACAUUGCUUGUGGCUACAAUGUCAACGACACCACCAACGAGGCCAGACGUUCCUAUUUCAUGACCCUGAAGACCAUGUACACCAUCGGAUACUGCACCUCCCUUGUGACGUUGAUGAUAGCUUUGGUGGUCCUGGCCUCCUUUAGAAGGCUUCGCUGCACAAGGAACUACAUCCACAUGCAUCUCUUCACAUCAUUCAUUUUGAGAGCUUCAUCCAACUUCAUCAAGGAUGCAGUCUUGUUUUCCUCUGAGGACACAAAUUACUGUGGGGCAUACACGGCUGGCUGUAAGCUCACCAUGGUCUUCUUUCAGUAUUGCAUCAUGUCUAACUACAGCUGGCUCCUCGUGGAAGGACUGUACCUCCACACUCUCCUGGUGAUUUCCUUCUUCUCGGAAAGGAAGUUCCUCUUGUGGUUCAUCGCCCUUGGAUGGGGUGCCCCAGCGGUGUUUGUGGCUGCCUGGGCAACUGCUCGGCAGCUCCAUGAAAAUAUUGGGUGUUGGGACAUUAACACUGAUGCCAAUACCUGGUGGAUCAUUAGAGGCCCCAUAGUUGUGUCUAUAUUUAUUAAUUUCAUUCUCUUUGUCAACAUUUUAAGAAUCCUGAUGAGGAAACUCAGCUCCCCUGAAAAACGGAGCAGUGAUUUCAACCAAUACAAGAGACUUGCAAAGUCAACACUCCUCCUCAUCCCCCUCUUUGGGGUUCACUAUAUCAUCUUCGCUUUUUUCCCUGAGGAUGCAAGCAGUGGCACAAUGGAAAUUCAGCUAUUUUUUGAAUUGGCUCUUGGAUCAUUCCAGGGCUUUGUUGUGGCUGUACUUUAUUGUUUUCUUAAUGGUGAGGUUCAGCUGGAAGUUCAGAGAAAGUGGAGGCAGUGGCAUUUAAGGAAGCAUUGGCGACAGCACCUGAGCACGUCAGCGAGUAACGGAGGGAGCGGCUUGACCCAAGAGAUGCAGAUGGUGAGGUCCAGCCCAGCAGAGCACAGGAGAGGAACCCUCCAAAGGUCAAGUGUGCUGUAACUCUGUGCACCUGAGGG